This is a messenger RNA of Knipowitschia caucasica, 2676 nucleotides long. The record is from the annotation of a GenBank genome assembly. Lineage: Eukaryota; Metazoa; Chordata; Actinopteri; Gobiiformes; Gobiidae.
AUGGCUCUUUCCAUGGAUGGAUUUGUUAUUAAGGGUGUGACCUCAGUCAUCGGACUGUCUCCUGUCACUAUGUUGGCUCGUCUCUUCAGACUCCAUGGGCUCGUGGUGGCGUCCCACCCGUGGGAGGUCAUAGUGGGCACCCUGGCUCUCACAGUCUGUUUAAUGUCCAUGAACAGCCUGGCGACAAGCAACCAGGUCUGCAGUUGGGAUGACUGCCCCAAACUUCAAGAGAAAACCCAAGUCGGCAGCAUUAUUAUACUAACAGUUACACGCUGCACAGCCAUUGUUUACAUCUAUAUCCAAUUUAAAACACUUCGCCAACUGGGAUCUAAGUAUAUAUUGGGUAUUGCAGGGUUGUUUACCAUCUUCUCCAGCUUUGUUUUUAGCACUGUGGUCAUACACUUUUUUGGGAAAGAGCUAACAGGCCUCAAUGAAGCCCUGCCAUUUUUCCUAUUGCUCAUUGACCUCUCCAAAGCCUGUGCAUUGGCCAAAUUUGCCUUGAGCUCAAAUUCCCAGGAGGAGGUGAGAGAGAACAUCUCCAAAGGCAUGGGCAUUCUCGGGCCCACCUUCACUCUAGACGCAUUGGUUGAAUGUCUGGUUAUUGGAAUCGGGACAAUGUCAGGGGUGCCUCAACUGGAAAUCAUGUGCUGUUUUAGCUGCAUGUCUGUUCUGGCCAACUAUUUUGUCUUCAUGACCUUCUUUCCUGCUUGUGUCUCACUCGUCUUGGAGUUGUCGAGGGAAAGUAGCGAAGGCCGCCCUGUUUGGCAGUUGAGUCACUUUGCUCGUGUGAUGGCUGAGGAGGAAGAUAAUAAACCCAAUCCUGUUACCCAAAGAGUUAAGAUAAUAAUGUCCCUUGGUUUGGCCCUGGUUCAUGCACAUACAAGACUUGCAUCUGAAAACCAAGAAAAUAAUCGUACUGGAAAAGGAUCCAUGUCGGACUCUCGGCGCUCUGGUGGAACGUCAUGGCCCUUUCAACUCAGCAGUAUGGAUUUAGAGCAAGUUAUAACUCUGAGUCUUGCCCUGCUUCUUGCUGUCAAAUAUGUUUUCUUUGAACAAACGGAGACCGAGUCAUCUCUGUCACUCAAGAGGCUCAGCUCCGCACCACCACACAAACCUUUGAAAGAAGAGGGCUGCUGUAUAAGAAAUGGUUCGGUCCUGAAGACACCGAUUGUUCCUGACGACUUCGUCACAGACCAAACGCCUGUAGCUUCCCCAGGACCAGGCCAGGACGCAGUUAAACUUAAUUGUGUGGCGAACUCUGUGGACAACGCUGCAGUUUCGAGUGACGAGCAAGUACAUUCUGAGUCAGAGCCGCGAGCCGUAGAAGAAUGUUUGUCUGUGCUCUCUGAUCCUCAUCGGGGUCCUAAAUGUCUUAGUGAUGCAGAAGUUAUGAACCUGGUCUCUUUACGCAAAAUCCAAAAUUACAAGUUAGAAACAGUUCUGGAGAACCCAGAAAGAGCAGUGGCCAUCAGAAGAGAGUUGCUCUCCUCACAUUUGCCAUCUCCGUCUGCCUUGGCACACCUGCCUUAUCAAAACUAUGACUAUUCCAAGGUGAUGGGGAACUCCUGUGAAAACGUCAUUGGGUACAUGCCAGUUCCUGUCGGAGUUGCAGGCCCUCUUCUGUUGGACGAUAAACAGUUUUAUGUUCCCCUGGCGACCACAGAGGGGUGUCUUGUGGCCAGCGCUAAUCGAGGAUGCCGAGCUGUCUCACUAAGUGGAGGAUGUAGUAGCCGCAUUCUGGCUGACAGCAUGACUCGGGGUCCAGUGGUGCGACUACCAUCUGCCUGUCGUGCUGCAGAGGCCAAACUUUGGCUUGAAAGUUUAGAAGGUUUCAGUGUUCUGCAAAAGGCCUUUGAUGGGACGAGCAGGUUUGGUCGCCUUAAGAAGUUGUUUGUGGGCUUAGCUGGAAGAAAUCUGUAUAUUCGCUUCCAGUCACAGUCGGGAGAUGCUAUGGGCAUGAAUAUGCUCUCUAAGGGCACUGAGCAUGCUCUGCACAGACUAAAGCAGCAGUUCCCAGACCUGGAGGUGCUGUCAAUAAGUGGAAACUACUGCACUGAUAAGAAACCUGCUGCUCUCAACUGGAUUCUGGGCCGCGGCAAGUCUGUGGUGUGCGAAGCUACUAUUCCAGAAAAGGUUGUCAGAGAGGUCCUAAAGAGCAGUACGGCUGCUCUGGUCGAGUUGAACAUCAAUAAGAAUUUAGUGGGUUCAGCCAUGGCUGGAAGCAUAGGAGGCUUUAACGCUCAUGCAGCUAAUAUUGUAACCGCCAUCUACAUCGCAUGUGGACAGGACCCUGCACAGACUGUGGGUAGUUCUAAUUGCAUCACGCAGAUGGAGCGUGCUGGAACAGGAGAAGAUCUGUACAUCACUUGUACAAUGCCCUCUAUUGAGCUGGGUACUGUGGGAGGAGGCACCAAUUUGAAUCCACAACAAGCUUGUUUAAAAAUGCUGGGUGUCCAAGGCACCAGUCCAAACCAUCCUGGUGAAAAUGGGCGUCAGUUAGCUCGAGUAGUGUGUGCCACUGUCCUGGCGGGGGAGCUCUCUCUUAUGGCUGCUCUAGCUGCUGGACAUCUAGUUAAAAGCCACAUGACGCACAAUAGAUCCACAACAAAUUUGGCUGGAAUGCAUUGUGCCACACUAGACAACGCUGUGACAAAAAAGUCUGAUCCUCCAUCUUGA